Symbiodinium necroappetens is the source of this 1195-nucleotide messenger RNA. NCBI's taxonomy places the organism in Eukaryota, Dinophyceae, Suessiales, Symbiodiniaceae. The record is from the annotation of a GenBank genome assembly.
GCCAAUGCCGCACGAAGUGUUCGGACCCUAUCGCACACUCGACCGCUUGGGAGAAGGAGCCUUUGGAAGAGUCUAUCUGGCCGAGGACACACGGCGACCGAGCAGCCACUUGGUAGCGCUGAAAGUGGGCGCAGGCCCGGCCGAGCGUCGGUCUCAUGCAGUUGCGCAGCUGCAGAAGGAGGCCGAGCUACUCCAGCGCCUGGAGCAUCCUCACAUAGUCGCGUACGAAGACUUCGGCAUUGAUGACACGCAGGACGUGAUGUGGCUGGCUCUGGAGGUGCUGGAUGGCGGUUCCCUGCGCACCAUCCUAGAGGGGCGACGUCGGGUCGGUAGCCCGUGCCCAGAGAGUUUCCUGCGCCGCGUGGUGUUGGAAAUUGGAAGUGCGCUCCAAUACAUCCACGCAGAGGGCCUUCUGCAUCGGGACGUCAAGCCAGCCAACAUCCUGCUGACACUGACCGCACCACCGGUGCUGAAGCUGGCAGACUUUGGAAUCUCGAAGCUGCUGGAGGAUGCAAGGGCCGCACACUCCAUAGUGGGAACGCAAUGCUACUUCUCGCCGGAGCUCAUUUCUGGAGAGCCCUACGCAUCUCCGGCCGACUGCUGGGCUUUUGGUGUGGUGCUGUUCGAGUUGGCUAGCUUGUCUCGGCCCUUUUCCGGAGGCAGUAUGCUGGAACUGGCCAUGGCCAUCUGCCAGCAACCUGCACCUCCUUUGCCACGCCUGGCGCAAGACCUGACGGAGGUCAUCAAAGGCUUUCUUCACAAGGAAGUCGGCUGCCGCUGGCGGCUUGAGGAUGCCCUGAACCUCAUCGCCACCACCCAGGACGCCUCGACUGCGCAGCUCGCCGAUGGUGAGGACUGCAGCAUCAGCCUCUCAUCCGAAGGUUUCCUCACUGAACUGGAGCUUGCUCCCCAGGAUGCAGCGCCAGGGCCACCUGCCGUGGCCUUCGAGCAUCAACCGGCAGCCAAGAGCAAGAAGGAGUGGGCCUCCUUGCGUGCGUGGUUUAGCUGGUGGCCCUUUUCUGCGAAGGCUGCGGAUGAACGGCACGACACACAAGUUUCAGUUAUUGAGCCGGCGCCCAGUGGUCUUCCGACCAGCCCUAUCUCGCGGCCCACGGCGCACGAGAUGCUUCAGGUGGAGAGCUGGGAUGUGCAAAGCCUGCCCGGCGAAGCUUCGAGCUUCUCGACACGGCAAUGA